GUAUAUAUAUUUACGCAAUAGUUGCGUGCUUAUGAUGGAGCAAACAGUUUCUUAGUGGUUGAGACCACUUUUUUUUUAGUUUUUCUAUAUUUUUAUAAAAGUUUUAACCAGAUUUAUCUGCAAAGAAUCGUAUCAAAAAAUACAAUUUUAUAAUUAAAAUAAUGUGUGUUUUCAUGAUGCAAAAUUUUCAUCGAUUAAUAUGGCUUGUAUCUAUUCUAACCUUAUCUAUCAGUGAUGAAAUUAAAACAGAUGGUAAUACAUCUUUAACGUUAAAUAUAAAUAAUAUUGAUAGUGAUUUCAAAACUGAACAUCGAAUUUCAUCUUCAUCGAUUCAAUUUAUGCCUGAAUCCGUUAAUUCUAAAAAAAUACAGAAUCAAAGUAUUGCCACUCCUUUAGUUGCUGGAGAAGGUGGUCCAAUAUCACUUAUACCUCCUACUCAGCAAACAUCUACUAUUUCCCAUUUAAAAGAUGUUACUGAUAAUUUAGAUUUACAAGAUAAUUUAUCACAAAAAGAAGAUGAUAUUUUAUAUUUAAACAAAAAAAAGAAUAUUUCUAAAAUUGUGUCGAGAAAAGGAGCAGAUAAUGGAAAUAUUUCUAUUAAAAUGACACCAUCCAAUGACACAAAACCUAUUAUUGAAUUUUCAACAAUAGCAAGUAAUAUUUCUAAUAAUAUAAAUGCAAAAAUUGAUAUAAAUAUGAAUAAUUUAAAAUCAAAUGUUAGCGAUAAAAAUAUAAAUAAUGCUUCAAAUACAAUUGUAAAUAAUACUUUAUAUUUAACAAAUAUAACACAAAAAUUAUUAAGUGCUCCUGUAACAGCAUCAUCAAUUCAAGAACAUAAACCUAAACCAACUGCAACAGUAAUAGAAUCUAAUAACGAUAAACAAGCAUUUAUACCUCGUACUAAAGGUUCACGCGUAGGAAUGCCAAAGAAAAUUGAUUAUGUUUUACCAGUUAUUGUUACUCUUAUAGCUCUGCCAGUUUUGGGUGCUAUUAUUUUCAUGGUUUAUAAACAAGGUAGAGAUUGUUGGGAUAAAAGACACUACCGACGAAUGGAUUUUCUUAUUGAUGGCAUGUACAAUGAUUAAUACUUAUAAAUAUGACAUUACUUAAUUCGGCUCAUAAUUUUCAUUCAUAUAUGCAAUAUAUAUACAUAACAGUUGAAUAUAUUAUUUUGCCAUUAUAGCUAGAAAAAAUAUUAUAUUUCAAUUAUAUAUAAUUUUUUAUUUUACUGCAAUCUUUUGCAUAUACUUUUAUCAUGCUACUGCCUUAAUAUGAGAUUUGUUAUUAUAUAUUAAUUAGUAUCAUGUUUAUAAUUUUAGACAAAUGGUGCAUAGGAAAGACAAUAUGGAAAUAACAACAAAUUUACAAUUAUAGCAAUAACAAUUUAUUAUGAAUUCUAAAAAUGAAGUACUUUUAAAAUAAAGAUUUUAUCUUAAUUUAUAAAAUAAUUAAUGACACUUUUAUAAUUGUAUAUUAAAGCAAUUUUUAAAAUUAGAGAUUUUUAAUUACAUUACUUUUAUUAAAAAUUCUUAAUAAAAAAAUAAAUGUGCCAAGAAUUUUUGAUUAUGAAACCAGUGAUAUGUUAAUGUCUUUUCUUCCAGCAUAUAAAAGUAAGUUUUUUUGAUAUGA
This is a messenger RNA of Apis dorsata (giant honeybee), 1629 nucleotides long. RefSeq lists its product as uncharacterized. Lineage: Eukaryota; Metazoa; Arthropoda; Insecta; Hymenoptera; Apidae. The record is from RefSeq and is a predicted model, not a curated record. Bases 162 to 1085 code for a protein of 307 amino acids. The transcript is spliced from 2 exons.